AUGGAGCACCUCUCUCUCAACCCCCUCGCUCGACGCUCAAAGCUGAUCCCCCUCGUUCGUUGCUCCCUCUCCGGUGUGGAUUCUCUGAUGAGCGCGCAUGACCGACCUCUGCAAUUGCGGGCGCCGGCACCGCGGGAUGUCCGCCGUCCGACGCGGAGGAUGCUCGCCACCUCUUCCAUCACGAGUGCCACUGUUGGCGGCGUCCAGCAGGUUCAGGAGGAGAAUGAAACUCUGCAACUCUACCCCAGUUAGUUUCCGCUCUUGCAAGAUUUCCCGCUCCUGUUUCUUUGUUUGUUUCUGCGAUUCUCCUCAGGAGCAUGUUAGGGCAAUCCGCUGUACUGUAUGCGAGGGAGCAUGCUUAGAUUUCCUGUCUGGAACUGAUAAACCGCAAUUCGAUGGCCUGUCGACUUCCCCGAUCAUUUGGGGAUAGUGCUAAUUUACGACGUUGAGCCGUGCCUCCACAAAAACUAGUUCAUGUGAUUUUCGUUGCUUAGCCGUGCCGCGGUUAUAACCUAAUCAGAUGGUGUUUUUUGUUGUGCUCAGAAUGGGGCGAGUUUGCAACCCGUGUAUCUGGUGAAUGGGACGGAUACGGGGCAGAAUUCAGCAGCAGAGGGGAGCCCGUCGAGCUCCCUGAAAACGUCGUCCCUGAGGCAUUCAGGGAAUGGGGGGUUCAAAUCUUCGAUUGGCAAACUCAGUGCCCAACACUUGCAGAAACGGCGAAGCCUUCUCUCAUCUACAAGCUGAUCAAGCUGCUCCCAACGGUAGGAUGUGAAGCUGAUGCUGCAACGAGGUACACUGUUGAGGAGAAGAUAGUUCAGGGAUCUGAUGCUAAGUUAGCUGCCUUUGCAUAUGAUCAAACUGGAAGCUAUGUGGCCGUCUGGGCCAUCAAGGAGCACACUGACGGCAGAUCGUUCGAGAUAGAGCAUUGCCUCGUUCAUCCUAAGAAUCACGAAGUUCGCAUUAGGAUAAUCCAAAGCAUCAAGAUGGAGCAGAUGGUGUUGAGUAUUAAAAAGAUAAAUGUAUUUUCCGAACAAUGGUAUGGUCCCUUCCGAAAUGGCGAACAGCUUGGCGGAUGCGCGAUUCGUGAAUCUGGGUUCGCAUCCACUGUUGCCAUGGAAGAGUCUGAAGUCCUGGGUACAUGGCAGAGUGCUUGUGUUGCCGCCACCUUCACCGAUCCCCAAACAGUGAGUAUCUAUGCUUUCAUCUCAUAUCCUAGGAGGUCCAUCAUUUUUAUACUCAGGAAUCCAAUUGCAUAUGAAAUUUUAGCUUCAGCAUGUAGCAAUUCACAAAGGCAGUCACUUCAGGGCAUAAUUGUUUCAUUUGAACAUGGUGCCGAAUUAUUUUGUGAUACUGUGAACUCAACCGUAGCUCUCUUUGCACAUGGAAGGCUGGAGUGAGCACGAGAGAGGAUGAGGUCAAUGUGCCUGGCGGUAGAUGAUGAACUUGCUCUAAUUUUUCUCUGUUUUGAUUAAUUAUAUUUUCACUAGAAUGCCAUCCGAGAGCUUGCUGGUGAAAGGAGACAGAAGCUGGUCAGGGGUCAAGAAGGCCUUGUAACACUCCCGAAGAAACUAUGGUCUUCAAUAGGAAAGAAAGAAGAUGCUGAGAGUUGGGUGGAAGCUGGAUGGCUGAUCGAUCAAGGGCAAUCUAUCACAUCCAGAUGCGUGUUCCUCAAGGACGGAAAUUUGAAGGUAAGUUGUAAAAUUAUCGCUGCUGUGACCUGUACUGUUUUUUCAAGUGAAAUUCUUGUUUCAAUUUGUUGGCAUGCAAAAGCUUUUGAGAUUCCAGACUGUAACAAAAAAAAUAAAAAAUAAAAUAAAAUCUCAUAAAAGCACACCUUUGAUCCCCCCAAAAAUAUUUCGUGAAUCCAUAUAAUAUAUAUUUAUCACAAAAAUAACAGACGGUAAGACCCAGAAGAAACCUGGGAAUUGGGUGUCAUUGCCUUGACAUUUUAUUAAAUCGUACGCAUAGGAUCUCAAUCAAUUUUUCUCCACAGUUUGACCCAGCAUUGACUUAGAGGAUUAAAUGAGAAUUUCCUUUCUCUUUAUGUGGACUUUGUAAGGCGCCAAAUUUUGUAGGAUCUUCCCAGUAUUUCCAUUUAUAGAUUAUUUAUCAUGGGUAUUUCCAAUAUGCACAAAAAAUCAUUUAAAUUAUUGCUCUUUUCUUUCCUGGUGGCAAUCCAUCAUCAUUCCUUCUUAUUGCAGGAGAUAGCUGUCGGGCGUGAAGCUGAAAUUCCCAAGGACGUUUAG
Molecule: messenger RNA, 2246 nt
Organism: Spirodela intermedia
Lineage: Eukaryota; Viridiplantae; Streptophyta; Magnoliopsida; Alismatales; Araceae
Source: the annotation of a GenBank genome assembly